This is a messenger RNA of Actinia tenebrosa (Australian red waratah sea anemone), 1039 nucleotides long. Its product is annotated as failed axon connections homolog. Lineage: Eukaryota; Metazoa; Cnidaria; Anthozoa; Actiniaria; Actiniidae. The record is from RefSeq and is a predicted model, not a curated record. Gene Ontology annotation, cellular component: cytoplasm.
AGAGCUCCACUGAUGCAAAACUAACGACGCACGCAUGCAAACAAGAUUUCAAAAGCAAGGUUCCAUACUCAACUGUCAUAAUUAGGAAACAAGGUUCUAAUACGAUAAGGACUCGUCUUUGAAGGAGCAAAGUCUAGACGAAAUGGAAGACAAAGUUAACACAUACUUGAUCGUUCCUACCGAAAACGUAGUCAAUGUAUCGCCACCCUGUCUUAAACUGGAAACAUUCUUACGUAUGGCAAACAUCCCUUACAACCCCAUUCGUGGCUGGAGGCCCUCUACUAAAGGCAAGAUGCCUUGGAUCGAGUAUAAAGGAAAGGAUGUUGCAGAUUCUAAUUUCAGUAUCCAGUAUCUCAGUAAAGAGUUUGGUGUUGAUGUUGAUGAGCACUUGACUGCAGAACAAAAAGCUGUGGCUACGGCUUUUCUUGUCAUGUUGGAAGAAAACACCUACUGGACAUUGGCCUACUAUUUAUGGUUGACAGAUCAUUCAGUUAAGAUACGAGAAAGGCUGUUUCAAGACUAUUCCACGCCAAUGAAAUAUGUUCUCUUUAAACUCACUCAAAGAACCAUCCGUGGAUACCUUCAUGGGCAUGGAAUUGGCAGGCACACUGAAGAGGAACUCUAUGGAAUAGCUGAACGUGAUCUAAGAGCCGUGUCUGCUUAUCUUGGAGAAAAGAAGUUCCUGUUUGGGGACAAGCCUUGUUUGACAGAUGCUGUGAUCUUUGGUAUCGUGGGGCCUUUCAUAUGGGAAGUGCCAGAAUCUCCUCAAGGGAUGCUGAUAACAAAGGAGCUCACAAAUCUGGUGGAGCAUGCGCAGCACAUGAAAGAGACGUACUUUCCUGACUGGGAACAACUACUUUUCAAGCAACAGGCAUCUGAGUAAAGAAAACACUUUUCCUUUGCACAAAUGCAAAAAUAUGCGUAUUUUUUUAGGCUGCAACAACGUGUGGAAAUGCUACCCAUUUUAACGAGUAAACAGUUUAAAAGCGAGUUUUCUUGUGUGACAAAAAAGAAAUAAAAUAAAAUAAAAUAAAAUAUU